CAUAAGUAUCUUGCAACUGAUUUAAUGAUUAACAUCUUUGUAAUAUUUAACUGGUUAAAGUUCAACUGAACACCUGAUAACAUGCAAUUAUAACAUACCAUAGACAAAAAUAUACAUGUGGGAUAUGACUUUUAGUGAUCAAAAUUUAGAGGAAGGAUAAAUAUGGACUUAUGAUGGCUAGAAAGCCCAAAGUUGCGAUCAAGAGGAUGCUCCAGUUCCUAGUAGUGGUUGGCAUCUGUGUUAGCUUUACCAUAUACCUUGCUUUGAUCCCAGAGCCUCACAACUACGUAUGCAAAUCAACAUGUAAUGAGGUACAUUUCCCAGUGUAUAAGUCACCUCCAGCCUGUGCAAAAACAGAGAAUGUUUACUUAGUGACAGUUGUUCAUUCGGAGGCUUGGAAUAUCAAACAGAGGCUCGCGGUGAGACACACUUGGGGCUCAACACAUCAGCUUGGUGACAAGAAUAUUAAACUGAUUUUUGUUUUGGAAAAACCUAGAAACUAUACACUUAAUACUUUAGUUGAAGCUGAAAAUAAUCGUUAUGCAGAUAUGUUACUAGUGGGAGGGGGAUACACAACAUCUAUCGGAGUAAUUAAGAGUUUGAUGAGUCUAAGAUGGAUCCUAAAUAAUUGUAAAGAGGCUAGAUUUGUCCUAAGAACAAAUGAUAACAGUUUUGUGAACUAUUAUAAAAUCCUUGCGCUGAUUAAAACACCUGGAAGAAGAUCCAAUAUGAAAUAUAUCGCAGGCAGAGUCAUAUCUGGUCUGGACACUAAUAGGUUCCCGAAUUCUGUCGAUUUUGUGCCAUUAAAACUGUUUGCAGGGAAGAAAUACCCCGAUUUUGUGGAUGGGAGCUCCGGUUACAUUAUGCCUGUUAAAGUGAUGCAAAGCAUUAUGGGUAUUGUUGAUAAAAUCAAAUCAUUACCUCGGGAAGAUGUGUACCUCACUGGCUUAUGCAGGACUGAGCUAUCCAGGGUAAGGUUGGCUCAUUUAUCAAGCUUCCUGCCAAAUACCCAGAAACUGAGUGAUGCAAUGAUUAUCACCACGGCAAUGACAGCUCAACCAAUAGGAACCAAACAAAUGGAAUUGUUAUGGAGACAGUUAAAAGAAAACAGUGCACAACAGCUUCCUUUGAUUAAGAAAGGACAAGUAAGGAAGAUGUACAAUGGUCUUGGGACUCAUGUUAAAGGGUUCUUUGAUCAUGUUUCAUUGCAUAAGAAUAUUACAGCAAGAGCUGGUAACAAAGUGAAAGGUAAAAGGCUAAUAAGAUUGAGUUUAACAUAAGAGGAUAUAUCCCUGGUGCCUGGUACCAUUCUUCAAAUGAAUCAGAUUCUCUUACUAACUGCAAAUGGUUUACUUUUAAUGUUACUGGAGAACCCUUUUCGUCAAAUUACAGCAUUUUGAUUUGAAAGUGUAAAUUGUUAAAAGUUGGUUUAGAAAUUAUGCCAAUGUUUUUCUUACAUUUUGAUAGAUAAUUUUUAUAAUAUUUACAUAUUUUGGAGAAAGAACUGAGAUGUCUGUCCAAAUAUAA
Messenger RNA from Owenia fusiformis, 1527 nucleotides. NCBI's taxonomy places the organism in Eukaryota, Metazoa, Annelida, Polychaeta, Sabellida, Oweniidae. The record is from the annotation of a GenBank genome assembly.